GAUUGGGGGACCGAUCGUUCACUUCAAUUGGGAUUUGCGACUGCUAGUAUUUGAACGAGAGGCCCAAAACCCUGCCGCAAGCAACUGCGCCGGUCUUCAAUGGACAUGGAAAUCGACGGCCAGCCGAAGCCUGGAGCCGAAGAACGGCAAAUCAAGGACGAAGUUCUGUUCGAGGCCGCUCAGAAUGGCGACGCUUCCAUCUUUGAAUCCCUCUCGCAGCCUCAACUUCUCAGAGCCCUUUCUCUCCGCAACGAAGACGCUCGCUCCCUGCUCCAUGUCGCCGCCUCCUCUGCCCACCCCGAGGUGGUGAAGAUACUUUCAGCUGCAGAUCCAGUGGUAAGUGGAAUAAACAGUGCUGAUGAGGAGGGCUGGGUACCGCUACAUUCUGCAUCCAGCAGUGGGAAUGUAGACAUUGUGGGGAUUCUGCUCAGCAGAGGGGCUGAUGUAAAUUUGAAAAAUCAUGGUGGUCGUACUGCUCUUCACUAUGCUGCUAGCAAGGGUUGGUUCAAAAUAGCUGAACUUCUUCUUUCACAUGGUGCAAAGAUCAACAUGAAGGACAAGGUUGGAUGCACCCCUUUGCAUCGUGCAGCAAGCACUGGGAACUCUGAGUUGUGUGAAUUUUUAAUAGAAGAAGGAGCAGAGGUUGAUGCUCUUGAUAAAGCUGGUCAAACUCCUCUUAUGAAUGCAGUGAUAUGUGAAAACAAAGAGGUAGCUCUCCUCCUGAUAAGGCAUGGAGCCAAUGUGGAUAUACAGGACAAAGAAGGUUAUACGGUGCUUGGUCGAGCUUCAGAUCAUCUUAGACCCUUAUUGAUUGAUGUUGCCAAGGCCAUGCUUGAAGACUAAAUUAAAGCUUGCAUUGUUGCUGGUGUAAUUUAGAUGGAAGCUUUAUUUAGUUGUCCAAAAUUUGCAACUUUACUUGUGUUUAUUAUUUCUGUGAAGCCUUGGACAUAUGACAACAGGGAAAACAAAAAGGAAGUCACCAACUUUGCAGUUUUAUAGGCAACCUUCAGUUCUCAAUUGUUCAAGUGGAGUUUUAUAGUUGAACGAGAAGACAACAGUUUCUUUA
This is a messenger RNA of Diospyros lotus (date-plum), 1066 nucleotides long. RefSeq lists its product as uncharacterized. Lineage: Eukaryota; Viridiplantae; Streptophyta; Magnoliopsida; Ericales; Ebenaceae. Gene Ontology annotation, molecular function: protein binding. The coding region runs from base 100 to 843 and encodes 247 amino acids. The record is from RefSeq and is a predicted model, not a curated record. The transcript is spliced from 5 exons. Gene Ontology annotation, cellular component: nucleus; cytoplasm.